AUGUCCCAGCUGGUGGAAUGUGUCCCCAAUUUCUCAGAGGGGAAUGACCAGGAGGUGAUCGACACCAUCUCCAGGGCCAUUGCACAGACCCCGGGCUGUGUGCUGCUGGAUGUGGACGCUGGCCCCUCCACCAACCGCACCGUCUAUACCUUUGUGGGGACUCCCGAGAGCAUUGUGGAGGGUGCCCUCAGUGCUGCCCGGGCCGCCUGGCGCCUCAUCGACAUGAGCAGGCACCGAGGGGAGCACCCCCGUAUGGGUGCACUUGAUGUCUGUCCCUUUGUCCCUGUGCGUGGCGUCAGCUUGGCCGAGUGUGUAUUGUGCGCUGAGGCCUUUGGCCAGCGGCUGGCAGAGGAACUGGCUGUGCCGGUGUACCUGUAUGGCGAUGCAGCACGGGUGGACAGCCGUCGCACCCUGCCAGCCAUCCGUGCUGGGGAGUAUGAGGCUCUGCCUGAGAAGCUCAUGCAGACUGAGUGGGCCCCGGACUUUGGCCCCAGCUCCUUUGUCCCCCGUUGGGGGGCCACUGCCACGGGUGCCCGAAAGUUCCUCAUCGCCUUCAACAUCAACCUGCUGAGCACCAAGGAGCAGGCACAUCGCAUUGCACUCAACCUAAGGGAGCAGGGCCGUGGCCCUGGACAGCCAGGACGCCUGAAAAAGGUGCAGGGAAUUGGCUGGUACCUGGAAGAGAAGAACCUGGCUCAGGUGUCCACCAACCUACUGGACUUCGAGGCCACCGGACUGCACACAGUAUAUGAGGAAACCUGCAGAGAGGCCCAGGCGCUGAGCCUCCCCGUGGUUGGCUCGCAGCUGGUGGGCUUGGUGCCACUGAGGGCAUUGUUGGAUGCAGCUGCUUUUUACUGUGGUCGGGAGAACCUCUUUGUGCUAGAGGAGGAGCAGCGUCUAAGGCUGGUGGUGAGCCGGCUGGGGCUGGACUCUCUGACCCCCUUCCACCCCAAGGAGCGUGUCAUCGAGUAUCUGGUCCCGGAUGCCCAGGCCCAGCACAGCCUGCUGGACCGGCCCCUGCGAGCCUUCAUCCGCGAUGUGGGUGCUCGCUCUGCGGCCCCCGGGGGAGGCUCAGUGGCUGCCGCCGCUGCCGCCAUGGGCGCGGCCCUAGCCUGCAUGGUGGGGCAGAUGACCUACGGGCGCCGCCAGUUCGAGCACCUGGAUGCGGCCAUGCGGCGCCUGAUCCCGCCCUUCCACGCUGCCAUGGGGCAGCUGACCGCCCUGGUGGACGCAGAUGCCAAGGCCUUUGCAGCCUGCCUGGAAGCGAUGAAACUGCCCAAGAGCACAGCUGAAGAGAGGGACAGGCGGGCAGUGGCCCUGCAGGAGGGGCUGAGGCGUGCUGUUGGGGUCCCGCUGGCGCUGGCAGAGACGGUGGCCUCGCUGUGGCCGGCGCUACAGGAGCUGGCCCUGUGCGGGAACCUGGCCUGCCGGUCAGACCUGCAGGUGGCAGCCAAGGCCCUGGAGACGGGCGUGUUUGGGGCAUACUUCAACGUGCUCACCAACCUGAAGGACAUCACUGACCCUGCAUUCAAGGACCAGGCCCGCCAGCGUGUGUCCAGCCUCCUGCAGGAGGCCAGGACUCAGGCGGCACAGGUGCUGGACCAGCUGGAGGCCCGGCAGGAAUGA
Molecule: messenger RNA, 1626 nt
Organism: Ochotona curzoniae (black-lipped pika)
Lineage: Eukaryota; Metazoa; Chordata; Mammalia; Lagomorpha; Ochotonidae
Gene: FTCD
Product: formimidoyltransferase cyclodeaminase
Exons: 14
Coding region: 1-1626 (541 amino acids)
Molecular function (GO): transferase activity; folic acid binding
Source: RefSeq, a predicted model, not a curated record